GUUCAAAGUCAUUUAUAACAAAUUGAAUAGUUCUAGGCUUUGAGGAGAACCUUUUUACCAGUACUAUUUUAAACUUUUGGAUUUAAUUUGUUUCAAUUAUUUUAUGGAGAAAAAAGUGGGAACAGUACUAGUUAGUAGUAGAAAAAAUAAGGAUUAUCACAAGUCACAAAGUGGUACCCCCUUAAUUACAGGCACAAUAUAUGUUUGCCAACUUUUAACUUUUUCUCCUUAAUUAUAUUUCUCCCAUCUCUACUACUUUCCAUUGAAGAAUGGAGCUUCCCUUUGUGAAAUACUCCACUUCAGCUCAAAAAACCCCAAGUAUAUUUAUACUUUUAAUUUUAGCAGUUGUUGUUUUGGGUCUUAUCCCACUUUAUCACCCAUUUAAUUGGUACCCUCCUGGUUUAUCAAUAACCCAAAAUCCAUAUGAAAUUUCGCAGAAAAUAGAGAUUAACGAAGCAGAGACGUGUGAUAUUUUCAAUGGAGAAUGGGUGUGGAAUCCGGAUGCACCAUAUUAUACGAAUACGACAUGUACUGAAAUUCAUGAACACCAAAAUUGUAUGAAGUAUGGAAGACCUGAUGGUGAUUAUUUGAAGUGGAGAUGGAAGCCUAAUGAGUGUGAGCUGCCAAUUUUCAAGCCUUAUCAGUUUUUGGAUUUGGUGAGGAACAAGUCGUUAGCAGUUGUGGGUGACUCAGUUGCAAGAAACCAAAUGCAAUCUCUCAUAUGCCUUUUGUCCAGGGUGGAAUAUCCUGUUGAUAUUUCUGAUAAUCCAGAUCAAUCUUUCAAAAAGUACAAAUACGCAACUUACAACUUCACCUUAGCAAUAUACUGGUCCCCUUUUUUGGUUUCAACGAAAGAAGUAGAAGCUGAUGGCCCAUGCCAUACUGGACUCUACAACCUUUACCUAGAUGAAGCAGAUGAGAAGUGGACCACUCAAAUAGAGGGAUAUGACUACGUCAUCUUAAACGGUGGCCACUGGUUUGCCCGGUGCAGUGUCUACUACGAAAACAACCAGCGAGUUGGGUGCAGGUACUGUGGACUACCAAAUGUUACUGAACUCCCGGCUGCCUACGCGUACCAAAGGGCAUUUAGAACUAGUCUUAAAGCCAUCAACAACUUAGAAAAUUUUAAGGGUGUAGCUAUUCUUAGGACUUUUGCUCCUCAUCAUUACGAAGGUGGGAAUUGGAAUGAGGGAGGUGAUUGUGCAAGGACAAGGCCAUUUAGAAGUAACGAGACCACGUUGGAGGGUCAGAACUUGGAGCAAUAUAGGAUUCAAGUUGAAGAGUUUAAGGCCGCGGAGAAAGAAGGGAAGAUGAAGGGGAAGAGAUUCAGAUUGCUGGAUACAACGCGAGCCAUGUUGUUAAGACCAGAUGGUCACCCAAGUAAAUAUGGGCAUUGGCCAAAUGAGAAUGUGGCAAAUGACUGUGUGCAUUGGUGCUUGCCCGGUCCUAUUGAUUCGUGGGCGGAUUUCUUGUUUCAUAUGUUCAAGAUGGAGGGCAUCAGAUCCCUGGAGGAAAAGCUUCAAUGAGAGAGCAAAUUAUACAAUGUAAUCUAAUUGUUUUAGUAGCUUAAUAUAUUUUUAAGAUUCAUGUUUUUGUGAUUAAAGAGGAACUCUGUUUCUUAGAUAGUUAUCUUAAAGUGAAGAUGUAAUCAUAGCACUGUUAUUUGUUGUGACAUCUGACUGGCACAUGGCAGUAUCAGAUACAACGCAUGGAAGGGUACAAUGUGUCAGACUUUAUCUCCAAAGUAAGGUGGAGAGGUUGUUUCCAAUAAAUUUUCAUUUGAAUGAAA
Capsicum annuum is the source of this 1789-nucleotide messenger RNA. Its product is annotated as protein trichome birefringence-like 19. Lineage: Eukaryota; Viridiplantae; Streptophyta; Magnoliopsida; Solanales; Solanaceae. The transcript has 2 exons. Gene Ontology annotation, cellular component: Golgi apparatus. Gene Ontology annotation, molecular function: O-acetyltransferase activity. Bases 270 to 1526 code for a protein of 418 amino acids. The record is from RefSeq and is a predicted model, not a curated record.